Messenger RNA from Pezoporus flaviventris, 6623 nucleotides. It is a transcript of the gene ST6GAL2, whose product is annotated as ST6 beta-galactoside alpha-2,6-sialyltransferase 2. The coding region runs from base 292 to 1881 and encodes 529 amino acids. Gene Ontology annotation, molecular function: sialyltransferase activity. The transcript is spliced from 6 exons. The record is from RefSeq and is a predicted model, not a curated record. Lineage: Eukaryota; Metazoa; Chordata; Aves; Psittaciformes; Psittacidae.
UCUAUGCUUACCUUUCCAGGAGAGGCACUUCGGUACUGGCAAGGCUUGGAAGCGUCCUGGGACCAUUUCUCUCCAGCCUGACGAAAUGUCUCCCCAUAGAGACUGUAAAAGUCCAGCCAAGUUCUUACACCCAGCUGGACCUGAAGGAAGGGUCCUGGCAUUCAGUGCUGCCUCCUGAGCACAGCUGAAGAGGUGACUGAGGAGCCUGCAGUGGGCCAGGCUGGCUUGCCGGUGGUUUCAUUUUCUGUCACCAAUACUUCAAGGCACAGAGGAGCUGGUAAAGGCAUUGCCAUGAAACCUAACUUGAAGCAAUGGAAACAACUCAUGCUGUUUGGGAUCUUUGCAUGGGGUCUGCUUUUUCUGGUGAUAUUCAUCUAUUUUACAGAUAGCAACACUGCUGAACCAGUUCCAAGCUCCUUUGCUUACAUUGAAACUAAGAGGCUUCUGCCUCUUCAGGGCAAGCAGAGAGUCAUCAUGGGAGCCAUUCACGAUCCAUCGUUUUCAGAAACCAUUGAUGGGAAUGAGGUACUUCUUAAUGAAGAUCUCUUAGGUACAUUUAAAUCUGGGACUGGAAGUAUUAAGAAAUGGACUGAUUUGGAAGAUACCUUUAGAAGUGAAGAUGAGUUUUUUCCAUCCCAGAUAGGAAGAAAAUCAAAAAGUGCUUUCUACCAAGUGAAUGACGAUUAUUUAUUUGCUGCUGGUCAGCCUCGGUCACACAACCACCUUCAAGAGAUAGCAAAAUUCAUCUCAGCAGAUGAGGAUAAUCCAAAAGUAAAUAUUUUACAGAACAACUGGAGCCAUCAGAGAAGAAUGAGGAGAAGGAGCACAAAGCACAGGAGAAGCCAGAUGCUUGAUGAAUCUGAUGACUGGGAUGGGCUAUAUUCCACAAUGUCGAAAUCCUUUCUUUACAAGCUUUGGAAAGGGGAUGUCUCUUCCAAGAUGCUAAACCCUCGACUGCAGAAGGCGAUGAAAGAUUAUUUGAGCACCAAUAAGCAUGGGGUGCGGUUCAAGGGGAAACGAAACUCCAAGUUGACAGGAGACCAGCUAUUCUGUGAGCUAAAAGAAAGGGUGAAUGUGAAAACAAUAGAUGGCAAGGAGGCUCCCUUCUCCACUCUUGGAUGGGAAAAGCACGUUCCCCAAAUUCCACUGGGCAAAUUGUAUACGCAUGGCUUUGGGAGCUGUGCCGUAGUUAUGUCUGCUGGUGCCAUACUGAACUCCUCUCUGGGGGAUGAAAUAGAUUCUCAUGAUGCUGUUCUAAGAUUUAAUUCUGCUCCAACACGUGGCUAUGAAAAAGAUGUUGGAAAUAAAACAACCAUGCGAAUCAUUAACUCUCAGAUUCUCACCAAUCCAAACCAUCACUUUGUCGACAGCUCCUUGUACAAAGAUGUUAUCUUAGUAGCCUGGGAUCCUGCCCCCUACUCUGCAAAUUUGAAUGUGUGGUAUAAGAAGCCAGACUACAAUCUGUUCACUCCCUACGUACAGCAUCGCAGGAAGAAUCCAAAUCAGCCGUUUUACAUUCUCCAUCCGAAGUUUAUAUGGCAGCUCUGGGACAUCAUUCAGGAGAACACUAAAGAGAAGAUACAGCCCAACCCUCCUUCUUCAGGUUUUAUUGGUAUCCUCAUCAUGAUGUCCAUGUGUAACGAAGUGCACGUGUACGAAUACAUCCCUUCCGUUCGACAGACUGACCUGUGUCACUACCAUGAACUCUACUACGAUGCAGCUUGUACCUUAGGGGCCUACCACCCACUGCUCUACGAGAAACUGUUGGUGCAGAGGAUGAACAAAGGUUUGCAGGAUGAUCUGUAUCGGAAGGGGAAAGUCAUUUUGCCAGGGUUCAAAGCUGUCAAGUGCCCCAAACGAAAUAAUUUCCCACACUUGUAGAGGAGAGUCCUUCAGAAACAAUGUGCAAUAAGGUACUACUGUUGUACUAUAAACAAGAGAAGAAUACUUGAAAAUGUAUCUUAGACCAAUGUAGUCUUGAGUCUAUAAACUGUAAUUAAGUAGCAGGCAUGAGAAAUACUUCUUUUCUGAGCCUGAGUAUUUAUUACUGUUUUGCAAAUACUUAAAAAAGGCUUAGCUCAUGAAAGGUGCAAAGGACAUACUUAGGCAGAAAUAUAAUGUAUUGUUGUGGGUGUGAAUGUCAGAAUUUGUCAGUGGUCUCUUGUGCCACAUAUGCUAGACUGUAACUUUUCUUUAAUGAACUUAUUUAACUGUCAAAUCUGGCAUUGUGAAACAGCCUCUAUUGUUCAUGUACAGAGCAGCCAGUUGAACAAUGCAGUGUUUCUCAUGGCUCCAUGGGGUUUUCACACUCUCCAAGAAUGAAGUAAUCACUACUCUGAGCUGUGCAGUCAUUGACUAGAGUAGACUCUUAAUUCCUGUUCACACACAGGCUCAAUUACAGGCCUCCAGCUGCACAGGGGGCCUUACGGUGGCUAUGAGGUCAGUGCAGAUGGAGAUGGCUGUACACAUAGCUAAACCAGUUAAUUGACUGGAUGUACUUCUGAUGCCAGAUACCCACACUCACACUGAAAUGCCUACAUAGGGCAGAAGGAAGUAAAAAAUAUUUCUUUAGAGAGCAACAGACAUAUUUGUAACCCAUUUAGGGAAAAAACUCCCUGGGAGGCAUAUCAGGAGGUUUUGAGAUGGAAAUUUUAUUGUUCCCCUGGUCUGCACAGAUAAAGAAGAAAAAGAGAAAGACAAGGGAGGCUGUGCACCAUUUACCCACCACGCUAAAAGCAAACAUAGAGGGAGCUUACCUUUCUGCAGCAAAGAUAGCAUGCAGGAUUACAGACAUCAUUUAUGAGGUAUUUCAUUUGAGCUCUGACUCAAACUCACUUGUUCACAAGUUACUGCUGUUAAGAAUAUAUAGGGAGUGGAUAUCAGAAUUUUUUAUUUAGUGUUUGAAAGACUAUACCCCAGAGAAGCUGCAGUGCUUGCAAAAAACCUGACUACGGAUUGCAUAUGGAGAUAAUUCAGUAUUUUCCUUCAUAACACACAAUGAGAAUGUUAUCUUAAGGCGCCUCUAAAAAUCCGCCUGGUUGCUAAUAUAUUUAAAAUGCUAUUUUCCACGUCAAGACUUCAGUCUCAGAUUUUCCAAGCAGCAGGAGGUUAAUAUUCCUUUUUUUUUUUUCACACAACUGCACACUUUCUUUUAGGGUAAGUUCAGCAGGAACGUAUGCACACAAAAGCACAGCUACAUCCUACUUGUGUCCAUUCAGUAGAAAGGCAGACAACUCAAAGAGGCUCUGAAAAGAAUAGCUGAGUGGUUGUGGGGGAAAGUAAUUUUUGUGUUUUCUCUUAAGCAACAAAAAGGCAAAAGAGUACAAAGAGCAUUAAUGACUAUUUCCUCCUCAAUAGUAAUGUAAGUAUAAUCACAAAAUCCUUUUUCCCUCUCUGAUCUUUGGGUCUGAUGGAUUUCCUUCAUCAGAAGUGAAGAGUAUGUGUCUUACAUAGGAUUUACCUUUCUUUGUCUAUGUAGUUUCUUAAUUUGGGCUUUAUGAUCCUCUUUAAGAUUCCUCAACAGAAAGUAUGUCCAGAUGAGCUAAAAACUGUAGUUCUGUGUUAUGUAUGUCCAUAAAUCCCUUCGGUACAUGUUAAAAUGAAGAGGUUUUACUCAUACUAGCCUUAGACUCUGGAUAUAUUACAUACUGAUUUCUUGAUAACACUAUGAUUUAAUCGUAUGGAGAAUAGAUAACCUACAAAGAACUAAUCUAUUUUUCCAUAUGCUUAGUACUCUGUUUGCAAAACAUAGGAAGUCUGAACAGUGCAACCAAACAUGUCUGUCUCUCCUGUAUGCAGGAUUAGCUACCACAUGUUUGUAAAGGAAGGCAGUUGAUCAGCUUUCUAGGACUAGUGAAUAUGCUACUUUUCCAUGAGCAGGAAAUUCUCUCAAGUUCUGAAAAGAAAAGGAAGUGUAUCACUUUGGCUGGUCUGCAGCCACUAACCUUUAGCUUUGAUUUUCACAAGGAAGAAAAAUACUAACUGCAUUACUCAACUACCCACACCAGGAUUAUGCUGUAUUACUCCCUCAGUAAUUUGUCAGAGCAAUCAACAUAGCUGUUGUACAGAACAAGGCAAAUUAUAAAGUUACACGUAAUAAGCGCUAAGCAUACCUACUUAAUACAACAUUUAAAUAACAAUGCAGUACCGGGUCUGAGGUGUUACAGAAUGAACUGUAUAUUUUUAAUACACUGGGCUGCCCGCAUUCAAGGCCUCCCAGCAGAUACUUUUUUCUUUGCCUGAUUUAUAUGGCAGCCAGUGAUCCUUCUGCAAGUGCAAAUGUGGGUGCUGUAGCACCAUUACCUCAGAAGAUGACAUAGAGCUGUGCUGCAAACGCUUGCUCACAGAGGAGGAAGAGCAGCGUGUGGUGUCUAAGCAUCCCAAGCAUGCCUAAAAAAAGCAUCCCUCCGGUGGCUUCCCAACACUUGUUUCCACUGUGAUGUUUUACCGGUCUGGCUGCUCAAACACCUUGUGGCUCCUUAAAGAGAUUUUACUCCCCUACCUUGUCUUGUCCUCCUUUGGGUUUUGGCACAAGUACGAGUGUGCCUGAUCUGCUAACCGAGGGCUCGCCUCCAUUUGCUGCGAGAGGAGAAGGGGCAGAGAUAAAUAAAGGGGGGUCAUAAAGGACCUGCAGAGGUGUUCCCCUCAACACUGCUUAUGCUUUGUGGCAUUGGCAUUGCUGGCUUUUAGAAAAGCCCACCAAGUAUUUUUGCAGUUAUGGGCACGUCCCCAUCCCACAUGAGGGCAGAGUGAUAUUUACAAAGAAUCAUUCGGUAAAUUCAAAACAGGGAGUGUGUAUUAACACUGAACUAUGUAUCUUUUAAUAAUAAUAACAUGUGCAGGUGCUGGGUUUAGAUACAUAUAUUAAAUGCAGACAGUGUGAAAAAAAAAAGCCUUUUUCCACCCAGAUCGUGGUUUUCGGGGAAGCAAAGAUAGGCAUGGCUUUGUAUCUCUCCCGUGUGUCUGUCACAUGCUAACAGAGUGGAACAGCACUGUAGACAAGAGAGGUUUGCACAAACUGGGCUACUGAGGUGCAUCAUCAGCCAAGCAAAUCCCUCUGCUACUGGACCCCUGAGCUCCCUUCACACAUGUUGCAAUAAUGCAGGUUUAAAAUUUAUGAAGUAUUACUGACAAGUAGGAGUAAGUUGCCUUCAAAAGCUAUGGAGCCUCAUUUCUGUGCCGUGGUGCUGUGGACAACAGUGAACUUAGCUGAAACAAACCAGACACACAGCAGCACCUUAAGGAAACAUUCUGAGUUUAUGCUGAAUUUCAUUAUACUCUUUUUCCACUGUGAAUUCCGUAGCUUUUCUGACUUGUGGUGCUCUGUCAUUUUAUGCAUUCAUCCUUUGGAUGGUUAAACCAAGGCAUUCUUUGUCUAUUCAAGAAAAAAAAAGAAAAGAUAGAGUUUGCCUCAUUUUGAGCUGAAAUCCUUUUGCUAGACAAAAAAUUGUUGCAUUCCCUCAUCGUUCUAAAGGUUACCUGAGCAUAAACUCACAGCUCAGUCAUUCCUUGGAUUAAAGUACUACAUCUUUUUUUACCUUGCUGUGCAGUUUUACAGUGUUGAAACUCUGGUAAAGUCAUUGAAAUUAUCAUGAUACAAGAAAUAUGUACCUUUGGGGAGAGAGUGAGGGGUGAUUUACACUCCUUAAUCUGCACUCUCUUUGACAAAUUUAGGUAAAUCAUUGCAUGUCUUUGGUCAGGACACUUUCACUUUGGUGAAAACAUACAAAUUCUGAAGUUGCUGCUGGAGAACUCUUGCCAAAGGCAGGAAAACCAAAACAGUUUUUUUCUUAAAUGAAGACAGGUGUCUACACUCAAUGGUUGCACAGACUGAACACAGUCAUUUUAGAGAUGGAUUGAAUUAAACAGGAGCUCAAAACAAAUGUAGACCGAUCCAGCCCAUAGUAGGGUUUUACUUUUUCAUUUCCUUCUCUUCAGCAGUUUUGAAGGAUGGAAGAUGCCAUUUGGACAGUGACACAGAUGUACCAUGAAAGGAUAUUAAAUGCAUUGACUGCAAAAUAAAUGGAUAGUAUUUUCCCUUUCAUGCUCUCUAAAGUUGAUCCUUAUUGAGUAAAUUAAAUUGGGUUUGAGGGUUGGUUUUUUUUUCAAGUAGGUAAUUUAGAAGACUGCCAUCAGAAAGCAUCUGAAUCUUUCCUGGGAGCUAUCCUCUGACACACAAGGAGGAUACCUGAUUUAACUGUUUGGAAUUUAAAGUAGCCCAUGUCUGGGCAUACCUGCAUUAUUGAAUGAAUUUUGACACUGCAAAUUUCUUCUCUUUGGCUUAGUGAUCAGAUUCAGAGUUUUGUUCUUGAAAUAAAGACUUGUGUGUAAAAGCCUUUCAUUUAUUCAUAUCAUCUCAUCACUCUUAUAAUAUGUAGUCAUUGAACUAUUCAAAUAUAGACUGUGUACUUUUUUAAUAGCUUUGGGAAUUAUUUUGUAUGAUGAUUUUUUUAAAUGAAUGUGUACUCUAAUAACAAAGCUUAAGAUUUUACAGGAGUCACAUUUUUAAGCAGUGUUUGUAUACAUUUUAACACUUUCUAUAUUUUCUAUUAUGAUUUUGUAUAUUUUUAAGUAUGCACAGUGUACAGAUUUUUUCCUGUAAAUAAAACAUUUGUUUUAAUUUG